Camarhynchus parvulus is the source of this 2440-nucleotide messenger RNA. RefSeq names its product 6-phosphofructo-2-kinase/fructose-2,6-biphosphatase 3 (gene PFKFB3). Gene Ontology annotation, biological process: fructose metabolic process; fructose 2,6-bisphosphate metabolic process. The record is from RefSeq and is a predicted model, not a curated record. The transcript is spliced from 16 exons. NCBI's taxonomy places the organism in Eukaryota, Metazoa, Chordata, Aves, Passeriformes, Thraupidae. Gene Ontology annotation, molecular function: fructose-2,6-bisphosphate 2-phosphatase activity; ATP binding; 6-phosphofructo-2-kinase activity. Gene Ontology annotation, cellular component: cytosol. Bases 508 to 2052 code for a protein of 514 amino acids.
CGGCCGGAGCAGCCGCCGCGAUUGUAGCGCCGCUCCUUCCCCGGCUGCCUCGCGUGGAGAUUCUCCUGCCUUUCUUCUCUUGCUAAUUUUUUUCCGAUUUAAAAGGAAAGAUAUUUUGAUUUUUAUCCUUUAUUUUUUUUAAAUAUCUGUAUUUUUUUCCACCCCGCUUUCCAUCGCGGUUCGCAGCGGGGCUCGCCCUCGCUCCCUCUCAGCGCGCAGCGGCUGCGCUGGGGCCAUUCCUGCCCGGCUUUGUGCCCUGCAGACCCGGCCCUCCUCUUCCUCCUCCUCCCCCUCCUGCCGUAAAACCUUCACGAGGCUCGCAGCAGCAUCCGAAAGCGCCGCAGCCGCUCGCCCAAACCACCGACUGCAACAAAACCCUUUUUUAUUAUAUUUUUUUAUCAUAUAUUUCCCCCACCUCCUCCUCCCCUCCCCUUUUUUAUUUCUCCUCCUCCCUCCCUCAAACGGAUCAAGGUGGACGCAGAGCGCAAAAAGACCUUUGUUUUAAAAAUGCCCAUGGAGCUGACGCAAAGCCGCAUCCAGAAGAUUUGGCUUCCCAAUGACAACCGCCCGGCGCUGCCCCGCCGCUCCUGUGGGCCUCAGCUUGCCAACUCCCCCACUGUGAUAGUCAUGGUUGGCCUCCCAGCCCGUGGCAAGACCUACAUCUCCAAGAAGCUGACUCGCUACCUCAACUGGAUCGGUGUCCCCACAAAAGUUUUCAACGUUGGGGAGUAUCGCCGCGAGGCCGUGAAGCAUUACAGCUCCUACGACUUCUUCCGUCCUGACAACGAGGAAGCCAUGAAAGUCAGGAGGCAGUGUGCCAUGGCUGCCCUGAGGGAUGUGAAGCUGUACCUGACGGAGGAGGCCGGGCAGAUUGCGGUUUUUGAUGCCACCAAUACCACAAGGGAGAGGAGAGGGAUGAUCCUAAACUUCGCCAAAGAGAAUGGGUUCAAGGUGUUCUUCAUCGAAUCGGUCUGCAAUGAUCCCAACGUGGUUGCCACCAACGUUAUGGAAGUCAAAUUGUCCAGCCCAGAUUACCGGGACUGUAAUUCCACGGAUGCCAUGGAGGAUUUCAUGAAGAGGAUCAAUUGUUACCAAGCCAGCUACCAGCCCCUGGACCCUGAUGACUAUGACAGGGAACUUUCUCUCAUCAAAGUCAUCGAUGUGGGCCGGAGGUUCCUGGUGAACAGGGUCCAGGACCACAUCCAGAGCAGGAUUGUUUAUUACCUGAUGAACAUCCACGUCCAGCCCCGCACCAUCUACCUCUGUCGGCACGGGGAGAGCGAGUUCAACCUCAAGGGCAGGAUUGGAGGUGACUCUGGCCUCUCCAACAGGGGCAAGAAGUUUGCAGUGGCACUGAACAAAUUUGUGGAAGAGCAGAACCUGAAAGACCUCAAAAUUUGGACCAGCCAGCUAAAGAGGACAAUCCAAACAGCAGAAGCACUCCAGCUGCCCUAUGAGCAGUGGAAGGCACUCAAUGAGAUCGAUGCUGGUGUGUGUGAAGAAAUGACCUAUGAAGAAAUCAGGGAGCAAUACCCAGAGGAAUUUGCCCUGCGUGACCAGGAUAAAUAUUACUACCGUUAUCCUUCUGGGGAGUCCUACCAGGACCUGGUGCAGCGCCUGGAGCCCGUGAUCAUGGAGCUGGAGAGGCAAGAGAACGUCCUUGUUAUCUGCCACCAGGCUGUCAUGCGCUGUCUCCUGGCCUAUUUCCUGGACAAGAGUGCAGAUGAAAUGCCCUACCUGAAGUGUCCCCUGCACACAGUGUUGAAGCUGACCCCGGUAGCCUAUGGCUGCCGGGUGGAAUCCAUCUCCCUGAACAUUGAAGCAGUCAACACCCACAGAGAUCGGCCAGAGGAAGCAAAGAAGGGACCUAACCCGCUCAUGAGACGUAAUAGCGUUACCCCUCUAGCAAGCCCAGAGCCCACCAAAAAACCUCGCAUCAACAGCUUGGAGGAGCAUGUGGCUGUUUCUCCUGCCCUGCCAGGCUGUGUUCCUCAGGAAGUGCCCACGCAGAUGCCGGGACAACCUUUACUAGGGAAGGCAUGCCUAACAUGAACAACUCCCAGAAGCCGUCGUGACUCCGUGGGCACCACUGUGAGGCCGCCGGCGCCGCCAGCUUCCCAUCCCAUCGCCUUUCCCGAAGCUUGCUUCCAACCCAGGUGGGGCUGGCUCUGCUCCCACUGCCCCAAACCCUGCACUGCUCAGUGGGGAGGGAUGCAGGAGAGCCCAGGAGGAGCCCAGCUCCAUCCCAGGGUCACCACCAGCUCUUCAGGCUGCAGCGUUUGCUCUCCUCUCCGGCAUCCUGUUAGGUCGUAGCGAGCUGUAAAGUGCUUCUGUAGUGCACAGGAGUUUCAUUUUCUUCUCUUUUCAGUGGUUUUUGAUCUUCUGUAUAGAUGAUUGGUACCCAUCUGUCUCUGGGUGGGGUGUGUAUAUAUGUGGAUGG